AUGGCUGAGAGCUUUGGCGAUUUCACCUUUGCAUCAUUUCCCACCAACACCAAAUCAAUUGAAGAUGAUAAUGAAUGGGGUGAUUUCGUUGAAUAUCCUAGUGGAUCUGAACCUUCCACUGCACCCUCCCUCACCUUUGAUGACCCUUUUGGUAAUUUCUCCCCUAAUAAUACUACUUCUUCGUCCAAAUCUGAACAAUCCAACAAGACAAGCCGAUGGGUUAAACCUUCUGGAGCUCUUCCAUUAUCAUUAUUCGGUGAAGAUGAAGAACAUAAAGAGAAAGAUACAAAUCCUAAAGUAAGAAAUGGAUCUAAUCCUAAUUUAGGUUAUGGGUUUGAUUCCAAUAUCUCAAAUUUAUACAAUCAAGAUCACAAGUUGAAAUCAUUUUCAAAUUCCAAUAAAAUGGUAGGUCUGGAUAGUGUUAAUUCGAAUUCCAAAAAGUCGAAUGGAUUGAGUUUCGAUCCGAAUUCGGGUUCUCCUUGUGUUAGUAGAGUGCAGAGUUUGAACUACCUGGCAAGCUUGAAUGGUGAGGGUCAAACUUCGGGUCUUUUUUCGGAUUCGAAUAAUUUAAGUUCUUCUGUUAAUGUAUCAAGUUCAAGUUUUACUAUGUUGAAUCGAGCUUUUGAUAUGUCCAAAUCGAAUAUGAAUGGAUUGAAUAGAACUUUGAGUGUAGAUGCUUUAACAGGUUUGAAUGAUCAAGGUCUACAGAUGAAGAACAAAAGUAGUGAGCUUGUUUUUGAGUUAAAUGUUUCGAGUUCUUCUGAUAAUUUGACAAGUUCAAGUUUUGGUGUGUGGGACACGGAUUUCCAUAUGUCUAAAUCCAAUCAGAGUGGAUUGAAUAGAAGAACUUCGAGUCUGGAUGUGGGAAUUGGUGAAAGUUCUUCAGCUGCCACAAGUUCAAGUGUGUGGAAUGCGGAUAUUAAUAGGUCCAAGUCCGAUCAGACUGGAUUGAAUAGAACAUUGAGUCUUGAUGGUUUAACAAACUUGAAUGUUCAGGCUCAGCAGAUCAAGACUGAAAAUGGCGCGAUUGUUCCUAAUUCUGAUGUUUCUAGUUCUUCUGCAAAUGCAUCAAGUUCAAAUUUUGGUGGAUGGGAUUUCGAUUUUGGUGGAGUUGGAUCUGCUAUUGAAAGGUCGAUUUCUAGUUCCGGUGUUGGUGGGUUGAACUCAAACUUCAAUGCUGUUGAAAAUUUGGAUAAUGCUCACAACGACAAUGAUGACGAUGAGGAUGGAUGGGAGUUCAAGGAUGCUUACUCAAUUUCUGAAGUUGGAGAUGCUAACAUUAAGGCUACAUCAGAGGCAAAAAAAGAGCACGAAACUAAUGCCUUCUCUUUCGAUUUUCACAAUGGAUUGAAUGGCUCAGUCGACUUGUUUGCAACAUCAAACGGAUCGGCAACAUCUGAUUCUAAGGCACAUCAUGCUGGUGACAUGCAGGCAUAUUCCUCUGGAUUUGACAAUAGUCUAAAUAGUUCUAUUGAUUUAUUCGCCAUGCCAAGUCAACCAAUUGAUCUAUUUGCGACAUGUAAUGGAAUUUCUGUUGUUCGCCCUGACAAUAUAUUUGGAUUUGAUAUUAAACCAUCUAUGGCAUCUAAAAACGUACAUAUUUCAGCAUCAGAUGGUAGAGCUUCAGAUUCUGGAUUGAAACUAGAGGAAGAAUGGAAGUUGAAUGAUGUUGCUCAUUCUGAACUCCAAGCUUCCGAAUCUGAUGAUAAAGACCAGGUUAAGGAAUCAAAGUUAGAGAAUCAUAAAGGGGCUCUUCCCCUAUCUAUAUUUGGUGAUGAAGAGGAGCUGGAGAUCGAUGGAUCUUCUAAUAUUGAAGAUAUUUUUGUCCCCCAUAAUGCUUCUUAUUCGAAGAAUGACAGAAGUCCAGAUUCAAAUGUUUCCAUUAGUGAUCUCAUUUCAAACUUAUAUAGCCAAGCUGAACAUAUCUCACCUGUUCGCUCUGCUCAAGUGCCAAAUAGCAUUAGUGUCAGUCCACAAGAUUCAGUGUCAAAUUCAAGUUUGCUGAAUGGUGAGGAUGAAUUGGAUGAUGGUGAAUGGGAGUUUAAGGACGGCUCUUCUGAAAUGAGAAUAUAUAAUGAUAUUUCUCUUCUUACUUUUGAGGAUCCGCCACAGAGAAGCUUUUUCAAUCUCAAUCUAGAUGAUUAUUUGAAUUUGUACUCUAAAUUAAGGAAUAAGUUGUGCUAUCAUGCUAAAUGCCAUCUCGAUGACUUUAAGAGAGCUCAAAGCAUUGAUGGACUUCCAGUAGAGGAAGCAAAAAUCUCGACCCUUAAUAAAGAAAUUGAGGAGGCUUGCAAGGAUUUUGACCAGGAUAAUGCUUUGUGCAAAGGUGACCACUUGGAAGGACAUUCAUCUCACAAUAUGGGUGCAUUUAUUGAGAUUUUGCAGGAAUCAAAAUUUCAAGUACUUGAAUCAGAGUACCACUUGUCGAGGAGACUAUCCUUGGUGGAAACUGAUUUGGAAACGACAGUGGAUCUUUUAAGACAUACUACAAUGAUGCUAAAAAUUUUGAGAUCAGGAUCUUUGGAGGAGCAAUCAAUUUAUGUUUCAGUAUGGUAUAAAAUGGUCUCUGUUUGUGUGCAAGAGUUGCAACAUGGCUCCUGUAUCUGGAAGAAGAUAUUGGAAAUGAAUGCUCAGAGUCAUAUGUUAUCUCACCCGAGAGGAAGGGCAUUCCUCCGGGCCCUGGGUGAGAUCUAUAGGGUUACUGUAGUGCUUGAAGCAUCUGUGAAACUAUGCAAACCUUGGUUGAAUUCUGCUCAGGGUACAAGUAUUUAUUCCAUGCUAGACGAAUGUCACACUAUAUGGUCCUCUUCGGAUCUUGGAGAAGCUCUGCUGAGUAUGUUAGACUCUGCUUCUUCCGGAGAUGGGAGUUCUGUUGCUUCAUUGCUGGACUCUAUCAAGUUAAUUCAUGGUCUUGAUGCACUUAGCCUUCAAAAACAUCUCUAUGCUCAGAAAGAAGUGUGUAGGCUUUCGCUUCUAACUUUAGAAGUACUACCAGGGAUGGAACUUAUAGACUGGAAUGGAGAGCAGUACUUCCUCACACUUGCAAAUCUAUGGGCAAAUCUUAUAAGCAGUGAUCCUCCAGAGUUGCCACAAUUAAUCAAGGGAUGGUGACAGAAUAGCAAACGUUGAUAUCAAAUUUGCGAAGUGUCAAAUCUAAGAUAAGGAACUUGGAUUAGUACCAUGUCAACUGAAGAUUGCUCUGCAGAGGCCGGAGUUAAGAUACUUUGCUCUCCAGGGCUCUGGCCUUUGAAUUAUUUGGCAGAGUUUUGUGCGCACAAAAGUAUGCUUUGAGACAAAAAAAAAAAAAAAAAACGAAGAUCUGAACAUCAAGAUACUGAUUGCAAGAGGCACGCCGUGAGGUACUUUACAGACGGAAGUAGAGAGAGGGUGUGAGAUAAAGAUUACUUGAUUUUUGUUCGGCAGUCUUUCCUUGCAAGAUACGUAGUAAAAGCAUUGUAUCAGUAGGUCAUCGUUCCCGGUUUUUCCUUUCUUUUCCCCAAUAAGGGGGGAGGAAGAAGGUAUGUGACUUCGUCACAGUGUACCAUUAAGUUGCUUGUGUAUAAGUUGUAAGUAUUGGUGAAAUCAUUUUAUGUUACGUCCAUAAAGAUAGAAGUAGGGUUGUCAGGAAAUUGAACACAGAUAUCGAUUCUUUGUAGUGCCUAUUUUGUUAAUUUCUGGUCUUCAAUGGUUAAUUGAGAAGUGUAAAAUGUUAAAUACUGUCCUGCAGGAUUUAGUCGUAUUUGUUGGCUUUUUAAUUGAAAGAUGUAAGGUUUGAAUCUCCUUUGAGAGGUA
Lycium ferocissimum is the source of this 3792-nucleotide messenger RNA. RefSeq lists its product as uncharacterized. Lineage: Eukaryota; Viridiplantae; Streptophyta; Magnoliopsida; Solanales; Solanaceae. The coding region runs from base 1 to 3111 and encodes 1036 amino acids. The record is from RefSeq and is a predicted model, not a curated record. The transcript is spliced from 10 exons.